Zonotrichia leucophrys gambelii is the source of this 4889-nucleotide messenger RNA. It is a transcript of the gene KCNH6, whose product is annotated as potassium voltage-gated channel subfamily H member 6. The record is from RefSeq and is a predicted model, not a curated record. Gene Ontology annotation, cellular component: plasma membrane. Gene Ontology annotation, molecular function: inward rectifier potassium channel activity. Gene Ontology annotation, biological process: regulation of heart rate by cardiac conduction; regulation of ventricular cardiac muscle cell membrane repolarization; potassium ion transmembrane transport. Bases 261 to 3881 code for a protein of 1206 amino acids. NCBI's taxonomy places the organism in Eukaryota, Metazoa, Chordata, Aves, Passeriformes, Passerellidae. The transcript has 16 exons.
UUCCCCCUCCCAUCCUCAUCUUCCCCGGCCGCCCCCGCCCGGGGCCGGGCGCGGCAGGGCGGGCGGAGGGGUUCCCCCUUCCGGCCACCGGGAGCAUGGGAGCCCCGGGCCGGCUGGGCUCCAGAGCUCGGUCAGCCCUGGGGUGAGGCGGAGCGGGGCCGCGCCGUGCCGUGCCGCGCCGCUCCGGGGCCGGGCCGCGCUCCCCGCCGCGCCCGCGGCAAGUUCGGCCGCUCCCGGGGCGCGCAGAGCGCAGCGGAGCGAUGCCGGUGCGCCGGGGCCAUGUGGCCCCCCAAAACACCUACCUGGACACCAUCAUUCGCAAAUUUGAAGGACAAAACCGCAAGUUCCUCAUUGCCAACGCGCAGAUGGAGAACUGCGCCAUCAUCUACUGCAACGACGGCUUCUGCGAGAUGUUCGGCUACUCGCGCGUGGAGGUGAUGCAGCAGCCCUGCACCUGCGACUUCCUCACGGGCCCCGACACCACCAAGAGCUCCAUUGCCCAGCUCACCCAGGCCCUGCUGGGCUCCGAGGAGUGCAAGCUGGAGAUCCUCUACUACCGCAAAGACACAUCGUGUUUCCGCUGCCUGGUGGAUGUGGUGCCUGUGAAGAACGAGGAAGGCGUCGUCAUCAUGUUCAUCCUCAACUUCGAGGAUCUGGCCCAGCUGAUCGCCAAGAGCACCGGGCGGAGCCUGCACCAGCGCCUGUCGCACAGCUGGAACAAAGGUGAAGGUAGGAGUUUGAAGUUUAGUCUCCCGUCCCUGCGGCGCCUCAAAAUCCAGCGGAAAUCUCUGCCCACCAGUGAGUUUGAUGGAGUAGCCAUUGACUAUGGAAAGCCUGGUGGUGACUCCCUGAUUUUGAGGGACUUGAAGACAUCGCCCAAGGAAAACUGUAUGCAGUCAGAGACCGAAUCCCUCCUGGAAAAGGAGCGGAGGCCGAGCCUGGAGGCCGACCCCACCCUACAACACUCGUCCCCGAAACAAGAGCCUCCCGUGCUGGGCCCUCACCCCGCAUGGGGUUUCUUUCGGUCUCGCCCCGGGGGCAGCUUCCACAGCCUCCGCAGGGUCUCCUCCUUGGACAACUUUGAGGCUGCGAGGUCUGAGUUCCAGAGAAAAUUCAGGGAAAGGAGGGCAAACUCAGAGGCCUCCCACGUCAAACCCAACCCCCCGAACUCCACGUCGGACUCGGACCUCAUGAAGUACAGGACCAUCAGCCAGAUCCCCCAGUUCACGCUCAACUUCGUGGAGUUCAACCUGGAGAAGCACCGCUCGGGCUCCACCACGGAGAUCGAGAUAAUCGCUCCCCACAAGGUGAUGGAGCGCACCCAGAACGUCACCGAGAAGGUCACACAGGUGCUGUCCCUGGGCGCUGACGUCCUGCCCGAGUACAAGCUGCAGGCGCCGCGCAUCCACCGAUGGACCAUCCUGCACUACAGCCCCUUCAAGGCCGUGUGGGACUGGCUCAUCCUCCUGCUGGUCAUCUACACAGCCGUCUUCACCCCCUACUCGGCCGCCUUCCUGCUCAACGAGGAGCAGGUGGAGGAGAAGCGCUGGGACUGCAGCUACUCCUGCGACCCGCUCAACAUCAUUGACCUCAUCGUGGACAUCAUGUUCAUCGUGGACAUUGUCAUCAACUUCCGCACCACCUACGUCAACAUCAACGACGAGGUGGUGAGCCACCCCGGCAAGAUCGCCAUCCAUUACUUCAAGGGGUGGUUCCUCAUCGACAUGGUGGCUGCCAUCCCCUUCGACCUGCUCAUCUUCCGCUCCGGCUCUGAUGAGACCACCACCCUCAUUGGCCUCCUGAAGACGGCCCGGCUGCUGCGGCUGGUGCGGGUGGCGCGGAAGCUGGACCGCUACUCGGAGUACGGGGCAGCCGUGCUCUUCCUGCUCAUGUGCACCUUCGCCCUCAUCGCCCACUGGCUGGCCUGCAUCUGGUAUGCCAUUGGCAACGUGGAGAGGCCCUACAUGGAGCACAAGAUCGGCUGGCUGGACAACCUGGGCGACCAGAUCGGCAAGCGCUACAACGACAGCGACCUCUCCUCUGGCCCAUCCAUCAAGGAUAAAUAUGUCACUGCCCUCUACUUCACGUUCAGCAGCCUCACCAGCGUGGGCUUUGGCAAUGUCUCGCCCAACACCAACUCCGAGAAGAUCUUCUCCAUCUGUGUCAUGCUCAUUGGCUCUCUGAUGUACGCCAGUAUCUUCGGCAACGUCUCAGCCAUCAUCCAGCGCCUCUACUCAGGCACGGCACGCUACCACACGCAGAUGCUGCGGGUCAAGGAGUUCAUCCGCUUCCACCAGAUCCCCAACCCCCUGCGCCAGCGCCUGGAGGAGUAUUUCCAGCACGCCUGGUCCUACACCAACGGCAUCGACAUGAACGCGGUGCUGAAGGGCUUCCCUGACUGCCUGCAGGCCGACAUCUGCCUGCACCUGAACCGGACGCUGCUGCAGAACUGCAAAGCGUUCCGGGGCGCCAGCAAGGGCUGCCUGCGCGCCCUGGCCAUGAAGUUCAAGACCACUCAUGCCCCUCCUGGAGACACCCUGGUGCACUACGGAGAUGUGCUCACCACCCUCUACUUCAUCUCCCGCGGCUCCAUUGAGAUCCUCAGGGAAGACAUUGUGGUGGCCAUCUUAGGGAAGAACGACAUCUUUGGGGAGCCCAUCAGCCUCUACGCCCGCCCAGGGAAGUCCAACGCCGACGUGAGGGCCCUGACCUACUGUGACCUGCACAAGAUCCAGCGUGAGGACCUGCUGGAGGUCUUGGACAUGUACCCAGCCUUCUCUGACAACUUCUGGAGCAACCUAGAGAUCACCUUCAACCUGCGAGAUGCAGACAGCGUUCCCCGCUCACCCCUCAGCGAGGAGUACGACUGCACCUACCGCCGGGCUCGCCGCCGCAAGCACUCCCCGUGCCAGCCCCACAAGCCUGACCCAGACACGGGCAUCUCUGACCCAGAGCAGUAUCACACCUACUCCGAGCUCACCAACCCGCAGGAGCCGCUGAGUAAGGAGCAGUGGGACGACCUGGGCAGCAGCACCUCUCCCUGCUCCCAGGCCAGCGAUGAUGAGGCCAAGACUGGCAGCCCUGUGAAAGCUGAGCCCUUCCCCACACCCAAAAAGGAUGACUUGGCUCUGCCCUCGCUCAGCCUCAUCACCACCAGCGCCGGCAGCACGGAGGUUGGCAAGCAGGCAGCAGAGAGCAGCCAGUCCUACACAGCCACUCCCCUGGACAUUCCCAACAUGUUCAGCUUCUGGGAGGACCGGCAGGCAGCCCACCCUGCAGAGCCCCUGCAGCACAUCUCGCUGGUGCACAGCUCGCGGGACGUGCCCCUGCACGGCGACUGCAGGCCCGGGCACAUCGAGUCCAGGCUGGAGCUCCUGCAGGCCCAGCUCAGCAGGCUGGAGUCCAGGAUGUCGUCAGACAUUCAUGUAAUCCUGCAGCUCCUGCAGCGCCAGCUGUCCCAAGUGCCGCCCGCCUACAGCCCCAUCUCGCCCAGCUCCCAGAGCCUGGCCAUGUACGGCAUCGUCCCGCGGAGCCUGGAGCCGCUCGCCCCCUGUGCAACGCUGCAGGACCAGGAGCUGCCCACCCAGGAGCAGAGCCCAAGCUACACGGAGGUAGAAAAGUUCCACUUGAAAUCCAGGGACUCCUUGUCAAGCGGGAUGCAGCUGUCUGCGUCAUCCGACAAAACCCUGACCGUCUACUCCGAGCAGGAGCACCGCUCGCCACCUCUGCCCAGCCCAGAGCCUCCCCACCAAAGGGCACCAAGCACCCAGGGACUCUCGCGGGGCUCUCGUUUCCCUUCCCUCCCCGAGCACUUGGAGGCAUCUUCCGAGCACCAGGACAUUCAGAGACACCUCUCCGACCCCGUGCUUCCUGCAAGUUAGAGACGUGGGGGCCAGUCAAGAGGAACCUCAACUGCAAGCCCGGCCAGUUGAUGUUGAUUUUGACUGCAAGGGUAAGACAUUGGACAAUGCCAUUGGCUCAGGGGUAUAAUUUGUAGCUGUCUUCUGCCACCGUGACGGGAAGGGUAGAGUGGCUGGCUUCCGAGGUCAACGUUUUCCAGCGGUUCCCAUAGAGUAGAUUUCAUUUGCACAUUAGAGAGAACCUAGAACAGUUCUUACAGCCACCACCGAGCUGGUUAGGCCGCGUGGUUCCCACCGCCUCCUCCUUGCCAAGGCUUCUUCUCGAGAAGGGCACAAGCCAAGCGAGCCACAGCAGCCACAGGAGAGCAAAUCCAGGGCUCUGCCAGGCUGCUGUGCUGGAAACCUCUGGAGCAGGGAGCACUGACAGGGACCCUUAAAGAAGGGUGGUCACCAGGGGAGGAGUGUGAGAUCUCCACGGUGUGGUCCAGGGCAAACUGCAGGUGGCAAGCCCAGGACAAGGACAGAGGACAGAAGCUUGUCCUACUUGAUUGCCACUGAGAAGUGAAGGGCCAGCAGCCCGUGCCACCUCAGCCUGCUUCAGCACGAGUCCCAGAGCACUGACUUCUCCAGCGAGGCUGAUCACACCUUGCAAACCCCAACACGCAUCCCACGGCUCCCCGGGUAAAUCCAGCUCGUCACCGGACUGGGCAUAAAGCACAAAAUUCAAAAGCACAAUCCCAGAAAGCUGAAAAGCCCCGUGUCCAGUCCUCAAUCCCAGGCUCUCUCUUUUGAUAAGGGUUCCAUAGGUGCUUCCCCCUGCCCACCCUUCUCUCCGCAGAGGCCGUAGGAGAUGCCCACGUAGCGCUGCCGCCUCGCCGCUCGCUCGGGUAGAUGCUGUGAUAGUCCUAGGCCGCCAGCUCAACUAAUGUAUCGAGCUCCCUCCGAGAGUAGUCAAACUGUGAGCAGCUCUUUCUCCGGAGUUUUAGUGUACACUUUGCUAAUAAAGAUGUUUUUGGCACCUAAUGUGAA